AUGGGUGGCAAUGUUUGUGAUGAGUAUGGACCUGGCAUGUGCCAUAUGGUACUCUCAAGGUAUCUUGCUCCACACUUGAGAUGGGUGGGACAGGUUGGGGGCAAGAAAAUCUUGCUGGUCAGAUAUCCUACCUGGCAGGCCUUCAUUGAUCAUUUCCUUGCCAAAGCAACAAAGCACAAGGGUUCAGUGAUAAUUUUCACUGAAGAUGCCAAAGAAAAAGCAAAAAAGUACGCUCAGCUGAUUGCUUCAUCCAGCUGCCCCACUACAGCCAAAGUGCAGGUGGGUGGUCUUACUCAAGAGCUAGAAGAUGCAUGUAAACAAAUUCGCCUCCACAAGUUGGUGGCCCAAAUGUUCUGUGAACAUACUCAAACAGCUAACACUGGAGAUGGCACCAUCUUAGUCUGCCCUUGGGAUGCAAAUUUUCUGUACCGAUUAACUUACAGUGGGGGGUGGGUCUGGGCAAAAGGUGUGAAAUCCUGCAUGGCUACACAUGAGACCCCUCCCAGAACAUAUGGAUUUCUGGAGAUAAUGAAGAAGGCCCGUGUAUUCCAUAAGGCCACCAAAGUCAACAAUUGA
This is a messenger RNA of Melampsora larici-populina 98AG31, 576 nucleotides long. RefSeq lists its product as uncharacterized. The record is from RefSeq and is a predicted model, not a curated record. NCBI's taxonomy places the organism in Eukaryota, Fungi, Basidiomycota, Pucciniomycetes, Pucciniales, Melampsoraceae. The transcript has 4 exons. Bases 1 to 576 code for a protein of 191 amino acids.